CCGGGGCUGAGGCGGUUCCGGGGCCCGCCCGACAUCCCUCCAUCCCUGACUGAGGAGGCGGAACGGCGGCUAGGGAUGCUUGCGCCGGGAGGCAGAGGAGCGGCGGCGGCCAAGGGCAUCCGCGCAGAGGAGGGCAUGGCGGCAGCGCGAACCUAAAGAUGGAAAGAGCUGGGAGAGGAGGGGGAGGAGGAGGCAGGAAUGCAGGAGGGGGCUCCAGCAGCAGCAGAAGCGGCCCCUAUCCCCAGGCCCAGCAGUCCCCAUGUCCGCACUACCCCCCACCCACAGGCACCCCCGUCUGCCAACCCGGGGCCACCGUGGAAAUCCAGGAGCUGGCCUCCAAGAGAGUGGACAUCCAGAAGAAGAGGUUCUACCUCGAUGUCAAGCAGAGUCCCCGGGGCCGCUUCCUGAAGAUUGCCGAGGUCUGGAUAGGGAGGGGCCGGCAGGACAACAUCCGCAAGAGCAAACUGACCCUUUCACUGUCUGUGGCGGCAGAGCUGAAGGAGUGCCUGGGGGAUUUCAUCGAGCACUAUGCCCACCUGGGCCUGAAAGCCCACCGGGACCGAGAGCCCGACGCCAGGAGGCGUCCCCAGUCCUCAGCGCCGUCACCCCCGACCUCCGUGAUGUCUGAGGAGCACCCUCACAGCGUGCUCAAGACAGACUACAUCGAAAGAGACAAUAGGAAGUACUAUCUGGACCUGAAGGAAAAUCAGCGGGGCCGCUUCCUCAGGAUUCGGCAGACCCUGACCCGAGGCCCUGGAGGGAUGGGUUACUUUGGGCACACUUUGGGCCAGGAGCAAACGAUUGUCCUCCCGGCCCAGGGAAUGAUUGAGUUCAGGGACGCCUUGGUCCAGCUCAUUGAAGACUACGGUGACAGUGACCUAGAAGAACCACAGAGAGGAGGGGAAGAGGAGCCCCUCGAGCUGCCGGAGGGCACGUCCUUCAGGGUGGACAACAAGAGGUUCUACUUUGAUGUGGGCUCCAACCGCUACGGCGUUUUCCUGAAGGUAAGUGAGGUGAGACCCCCUUACCGGAACACCGUCACUGUUCCGUACAAAGCAUGGACACGAUUUGGGGAGAAUUUUAUCAAGUAUGAAGAGGAGAUGAGGAGAAUUUGCAGCAGCCAUAAAGAACAGAGGAUGGAUGUCAGAAGGGACAGUGGCGAAGAACAAGAAGGUCUCGACUAGAGCACCCGUGAACUGUCUGUCUGUCCUCCAUCUGUCGUGAUUUGGAGAACCAUUCCUUCCUUUGAGGGCCCCUCCUUGCCCAUUCCACCUCUCGUCCCUCCACUUUCAGGAGGCUGCUUGUCCUAGUUACACUACGUAGAACCCAGUAGAACCCGCCCUGGGAGGUCGUGGGAGAACUUCAGCCUUCCCAGAGCUGUGGCCUUGGCAGCAUCAAGCACUCAAGACUCUUGACCCAGGCAGGUCAGCACAGUGGGGACAUUCUGACCUUUAGAUUAGAUUGCACUAUUACCCAAUCCCAAGAAGACACUUGAGCCUGCUGUGGAAGGCUGGGCUUUCUACCUGACAGGUUUCCCCCCCCAAAAAAAGGAGAAUUUAGGAAAAAGCUGCUAGGAUAAAUCAUAGGGAAUUUGCCACCAGAACAGAACUGGACUACCCAUAGUCUGCAUUGAUGCUUACAAGCAAACUUAGAAAUCGUAAGAUGUCUGAAACGCUCACACUACACAAGGGUCCGAGUCUUGGGAGCCACCUCUCUCUCUAGGAAGCUGAUUGGCAUACUGUAAUUGGAUGAGUUAGAAUGCCGUAGUGUUUUGUGAUUGCAUCAUUUGGGCUUCAUCGUGCCCUUGACACAUACCACCUCAAAGCCAAGAGGGAGAGGGAAAGUGCGAUCCCAAGCUGGUAGAGAUGGGCCCGGUAGUCAGUCAGUCCCAAGAUUCAUGUCCUGGCAGGAUGCCCUUCAACAGGGACCGUGUCAAACAAGAUGGAUAGCGUGAAUGGGUUUCCAAAUUGCAGACUAUUUUUAUGUCCCUGUUGGGCGGUGGGGGGCAGUCCACUUUGUGGCUUUGUGGUGGAAUGUGGGCAGUUAGCAUUUUCUGAUGAUCUGAGAUCUCUUCUCAGAUGUUAGCUAGCCAACAGUUUCAGGGUGGCAAGUGAAAGUAUCAUUUGUAGGUUUCUCCUUGGAAAGAGUAGUUAAUGGUUGGGUGAACUGCUUAGCAGAUAGAUCCGGAAAUCCAUCCGUGAUUACGGACUUGAGUAGCACCUUUGUGAUUCAGCUGAUGAGGCUGUCUCAGCACUUCCAAUAGCAACGGGUCAUGUACAGGCUGGCUACGUCCAGAGAAAGAAUUUCCCCAGACUGUGUGCCACGGUGGGAGACGGUUAUUUAAAGCUCGCUUGUAGGCACAUUUCAGAACAAAACACGAGGUGCUUUUGUAACCCUUUACGUGGUUUUCUUUGCAGAAGAUCUACCCUUUUAUCUAUUUUUAAUAUUCUUUUUAAGAAAGCCCCAGCAAUUUUUCAUCACCUAAUUGGUUUUUUCAACAAGUGAGCACACAGUACAUUUGUGCUCCAACCAGCUUUUUUUUUAAUUGAAGGAGAUUUCAUCUCUCCAGCUGCAUUUUCUUGUGAAUGAGAUGAUUGCCCUUUGUCCUGGCUUCAGUCUGCUCUCUGGUCAUCUAAGAGCCAAACACUGACUUCAGUCCCCAGGAUCAGCUCUCCCAGAUCUCUGGCAGAGCUGGUUGCAGGGAUUGAAGACAGGACAUGGCCUUUAUCAUAUGUGGUUUUUUUAAAAAAAUCUAAAAUAUUUUAACAAAAAAAGUUUUGCACUAAAGUUGCCCCAGAAUGCACUUCAGUAAGUGGGAUCAGAAAGUAUCACGGUUCUGAGGGAAACAGGAGAAUCGAGAGGGCGACCGCUCCUUUCUGUGACCCAGCAGCACUUUAGGGCACUAGGGCUCGGGGACCUUCGUGAGCUCAUUGCAUGUCACUGAACCGUCUGGAUCUCCCUGAAGCUGCUGACAAUGAGAAGGUAACAGUGGCACCUUGAGCUCCUGAUACGCAUGGUGGGGGUCGAGGCUGUUUGCAAGAAGCCGCAAAUGUGAGUAGAAAGAUUCCGUGGCUUUGCUUAAAGUCCAGUGCUGUACACUUGGACCCCUGGCUACGCAAGGCCCUGGGCCGCUGGGAGGACUGCCUUGUCAGAUUCCAGCCCCCACCACUGGGGGGGCCCACCGGCACGGAGGCCCGGCUGCCCAGCCCGGCCAGGCGGGCAUUCCUACCUAAAGUUGUCUCUUUCAUUGUUCCAGUCUAAAGCGUGUGGCGUCAGUUGAUAGUAAAUGCUUCCUCUCUCAGGUUUCAUUAGUCUGAUGCAGAGGAAGUCUCUGUGCACCAAUGCAAAUGCUUGUAACCAGUGUUCGUGUUGGCAUCAUUUUGCACCAGGUUUUUUUGUAGAAUAAUUAUAUAAUGGAUUAGUUGAGCAAAUAACAUUCCAACAUGGAUACAUCCUGUACAAGGAAAAAAGGCAUCUGACAGCUUUCAGUUGGACUGAUGAGUUUCAACUGUCGUGGUCUAGUUAUAGCCAAUCUACUGAAUAUUCUGUAAACUAAAUAAUGUGUGUAACUACUUAAUCCCUUUCUUUCUGUUUCCCGUAAUCGAUACUUCUUUGAAAAAAUGGAGGGAAAUGGUGUUUUUGUAAGGAAGACGCCCAAGAAGUCACUAGCCAUAGGCUGACAAAAUCCAACUCAGAAUUCUGAUGCCCAGGCACCUACCUAUUGCCAGGUAUCUCCUAAAAUAAGCUAUUCUAUUGGCGUGUGCAAUACAUAUUUUAUUUGUUGUCAUUUAUCAUUUUGACAUGAAAUUGUACAAAAGAAGGGGAAGCCCCUGCCUUGAAGAUACUCAAUUCUAAAGGUGCCUGGCUUUCCAAGGGCACAAAAGCGCAUUUCUGUUUGGAACCUGCUGCAUUUACUCUUUUUCCAAACCAAAACCACUUGUUCUCUGUGCAGUCCAAAAGCACUUGAUAUUUGCACAUUGGAAUUCAAGGAGAAAAAGUCCAAAUCUAAGAACAUGAGCUUAUAGGGUUAGAUUUGAAAACGGUUCCUCCCUCCCCAUGGUAAGUAAGGUAGUGAUGGUGGCCCCAGAGGGAAGAGCAUUACCAUAUCCUGGGGGGGCUCAUCUUCAGCUGUGUUUGCAAAGCGUUUUCAUUGUUUCAACCCCAAUAAUGUCCAUGUCCCUUAAACUUGAGUAAAACACACAAGCAUAUUUGCACUAAAGAACAUGGCCAAAAACGAGAUCAAACUAGGACAGGGUGGAGACAAGGAGUUGGAACCUCUUGAAAUAAUUGGUUCUUUGGGAGAAUUUCACAUUCAAGCCCCCACCUCUAUUUUAAACCUGUAUGGUCCAGGCAGAAGCAUCUGCCCCUUUCACUGAUUUAAUGAUUUAAUAAUGAUGAUGCACUUUACCUUUUGUAUAUAAUGUGUACAUUGCUGCUGCCUGGUGGGUGGAAUGUGCUUUGGUAGAACUGUCUAGUCAGUAUCUCUGUAGAGUGUUUUUUUGCAUGUAGAUGUUUUCUUAGCGCUAUUGUAUUCACUAGAGCCCAGUGAUUUGGUGUCAUAGAGAAGGGCAGGGGGGGAAAAAAAAGAAAAUUACAAUCUCCAAACAAUUGAUCAUGGAUUUUAAAGUAGGCUUAAUAUCUGUAUUCAUAAAGGUUCAGAACCAAUAAAAAGAGAUUCUUCCGUGGUUCAGUAUUCUAACAUUACUCAAUAAGGAUUCCCCCAAGUUCAUUUUGGUGGAUUUCUCUAAGCUGUCCUAACAGCAGUGGUCAUUCCAAGUCAGGUUGCCUCCUUUCUGCUGCUGGUGAAAAGGCCAAGUCUGUGACAGUGUGGUUGUUGAUUGUAACUGGAGGGGAUUGCUGCUGUGCUAUGUUAGAAUCUUAAGGUUGUCAGUGAAGCCUGGCAGUGUCCAGAAAAUAGAGACCCAAUCCACUGAAGGACGGACUGGCCACAUUCAAGAAGUGCAAAGGCAUAGCUGCGAUUGGCCACAACCGGUCCAGGCUGUUUACAAAUUGGCACGAGUUGGACCUUGCUUCAAUCCCAGUCCUGGGGAAUACCCCGGGGCCCCCUUCUAUUACGAUUUCUGGGUGACUUCUGUGUGAGAUGUCCUGCUAAAAAAUGGGUUAAAUGGUACUUCACAGCUAUGUACGCAAGAAAGAGCAUUUCUUCCUGUCUUUUGAUCAAAGGGCGCUACAUGCCUGCAUUUGUUAUAUGUGUGUGUAUAUAAGUACAUAUUUAUGAAUAGGCAUACUAUUUUAGACUCUAUUUCUAUGUGUUUAUAUUGUAGUUUUGCAAAUUUUUCAGUGAAACAAUCAAUUUAGCUGAGCUGCACAAUUUAAAGAUGAGGGAAGAAAACCUCUUAGAGAUACUUAGUUUUCAAAAACAGCUUUAUAUCACUAAAGGUCAUGCAUAUAUUAUUUGCCAUCUCUUUAAAAUUCUUUUGUAGUUCAUUUGUAAUUUGGGGGGGAAGGUGAAUAGAACUCCUUUUGGAAUUUGGAAAAGGAACCUGAUGGUUUUCUAAAACAGUUUUUAGUGAGUUUUUUUAAACGUAAUCUCUACAUAUCUUUCAUAGGAAAUACAGUUUGAAAACCCUUUUCCUAGCUUUAUAAAUGAGGGUUUGCUGUAGCUUCCCACACUGUUCCAAGUCUGUCUUUAUAUGCCAAAAAACUGUGAGUAUUUGGCAGGAUAAAAUCAUUUCAAGAUCCAAAAUAAACCAGAAAGUUUUAAACUGGGCUUCAUACCUAUACAAUUCAACAAAACUAAGAAAAUUCUCUCCCCUUUUGUCACUGCCAGAACAAAAUAAUUGCACCCUUUUUCCGAAGUGUAUUUCCGCAUUACUUGAAUGCACAAGGGAGAAAACAAAGGGCUGUAGGGACACAAAAUGCAGCCCAGCAUCUGGAUUGUAGGGAGAUGUCAAGGAAAGCAUGGCAGGGCGUGGUGCUGGUCUGGUCCUUUGGCACUGGAGCAUUCUCCAGGAGAUGUUUCUCCCUCACACCCUAAUUAUAUUAGUGUAGUGUGGGCAGGAGAGGAGAAUACCGAGCCUAUCUCCCACAUCUGUCCUCACACCCGAUUCCUAUGUCUUUGACUCUGACUACAAGAUACGUCAUUCUUCCUUCUCAGUUAACAGGACUUUGUUGCCAUCUAACUCGUUUUAGUCUUUGGAUGCACUAUCUUCAGUAACAUUGCCAAUUUUUUAUCAGUGGUUAUAGUUGAAAUGUAGCCGCACUUUUGCACAUACAUGACGUCGACUCUCCAGAUUCCCUAAGAAUCUUUCAGAACAAAAACACGUCUAUGAAAGUACCUGUACGAAUACGUACCAGGGGCCUGCGUUCUCCUCCACUUAAAAGUGUUCGAGGGGCCUUCUUCGUUCCUCCAGAAUUACCCAGUCACUGUGUUCUCUUCCUCCCCUGAACAAUGUCACUCAGAAAAUGGCUGAAUUAAAGAGACCUGCUUUAACUCUCUUGAUGUAAUUGGUCCCGGCCCGAAGGCUUAAUGUCAUGUGAGAGGUCUCCGUUUUUAUCACUAAAACUGUUAAAUCAUCCUUUUCUUCAGUCUUCAGCGGGAGGUCCUAUCACCUUAAACAGCAAACAGCAACUGUUUCUUUCCAUGACGACCAGUUCGGAUGACUGCCGGAAGCUUCGGCUCCGUUAAUGCGGAGUCUCUCUGUUGUUCAGGCAUUUCUGUCGGGUCCAGCUCUUCAGGCGCGUUUGCCGUUUCCUUCACCAGUUAGUUCAUCCUGCGGAUAAGGGAGCUGACGCAGACGGGCUUGAGCGGCCUUCGCAGGGUCACGCAGCACUCCAAUGAAGCUUCAGACACUGCUAUUUUUUUUUCAAUCAUUUCUUCGACACUAAUGCAUUUGCAUAGCACUUUAAGAUAUCCCGAGCACUUUGCUGACAAAAACCCUCUGAUUCUUGCCAUUACUACUCCCAUUUUACAGGUGAGGAAACGGGCUCUAGGAAGGCAAGGUGCCAGCCAAGAGGUCACCAGGGAGUGAGAAUCUGAGAAAGGGCCCAAACCCAAAUCCCCUCCUUACACUAAACUUAUCCUGCUUCCUGCUAGACGGGCUCACUUCCAAUGUUCAACAGAUGCAAAUGAUUCAUACUCUUCACUUGGGCCUGAGAAAAAAUGUCUCAACGUCUCAUUCAGAACAACAGCAUAGAAUUUGUUUUGUUUUCUUUGUUUGAAAUGGCGUUCGAAUGUGCCGUCUAGGGCUCUCACAGAUGCUGGUCACCAGAAGGUACUGCUCUAAGUUGGAAGGCAGUGACCUCUCCUCAGCUUCCAAAGAGCCCACCACUUGUAACUACAGAUCGAGAGGGUAGACCGGAGGCUUGAGGAGGGCCCGGAGACACUUUGCUAAAGUGCCUGUGGGGAAAGGGUGGCAUCCGAUUCAAUUCAUAGAGAAUGAAAUGACAUCCACAUUUCACAAAAAUCUACCAAGUUCUUUGUAAUUUAAAGGAAGAAGACAAAUGGUUCUUUUACAUGUUAAAGUAGCAUGCUUCUGUAGUUGAGAGCAAGAGUUCCUUUGUGGUGACAUGUGCACUUGUUAGAAGGCAAGAUGCUUUAAGAAAGGCAGCUGUGAGAUACUCAGCAGUUUGCUGAGUUUUGAGGUUUAGGACAUGAAUCAAAUCCUGGCUCUCCCAACUUACUACCUGUGUGACGUCAGGCCUUGCAAGGCUUGAGUUUCCUUCUCUGUAAAACUUGAGGCUUGGACUAGGUGAUGUCGAAGGUGUCUCCUAGCUCUUGAGGCUCUGGGUGGUUGAAUAAAGUUUCUGAGGACUUUCUGACUCAGUGGCCCCGUGGGCAGUUCUCUGAGGUCAUCAUUCUUGAUGGAAGUGUGGGCCAUGUGACAGUCUCGAAUGACUUCAACCAUGUAUUUGGGGGGAAGGUAUAUGAGUUGAGAUCCAGAAGGAUCCCAACAGGCAGGACCAUUUGAGUGGCUCUAGUAAAACGCAUUUCAUCAGGAUGAACAUCAGAUCUUCUACUUGGGCACACAAAAUCAAUUCCAUAUAAGAAGCUCGGGGCUUGUUCUGAAAAAGCUCUGGGGGUCUGGAGGGACUGCCAGCUCAGGAUCAGUCAGCAUUGGGAUGUGCCGAGGCAGCCACAAGACCCUGGCCUACCUUAGGAGGGGCAGAGCUUCCAGGCACAGGGAGGUGUCAGGCCUUCUGUCCUGCGCCCUGAUCGGGCUUCACCUGAACUAUUCAUCUCUGGGCACUGUAGGUUAAGAAAAAUCUUGGAAAACUGGGGACUAUCCAGAGGAGGAUAACCACAAUGGGGAAAGACUUGAGUCCAGGAUGUGUUUAGCCUGGAAAAGAGAAGAUGUAGGGAGGCCACGAGCACCAUAUUCAAGUCUCUGUGGGACUGUCAUGGGCUGCAGAAGGGAUGGGAUUUGUUCUGCUCGGCCUCACAGUGCAGAACCAGGAGCGGUAUGGGCAAGUUGAGGAUGAAUGUCAGGACAGACUCCCCCGAGAGCUGCCCAAAAGGGAAAUGGGUCAUCUCCAGAGAUAGUAAAGUUGAGGCUGGACAGCCACUUGGCAGGGAGGGUACAGGUGUGAUAAAGAACCGAGUCCUUCCCCGCUCUCACCUGUCAUGCCUAUGUGUGCUUCGUCCUUGACAGACUUGUUUUAAAGAAGAAAAAUUCACUUUGUGGGGGAAUGUUGCUUCGAUCUAGGCCAGCAUAAGCUUUCGGGAAGUGCUAUCUUUCUGUUUGGAAGGGUUGUUAAUAGUGAUAUCUCUUUUCUUUUCUCAUUUGUGACAUUUUCCUUCUUGUGGUAGUAAUUUCCUCAGAAAGAAUCAUUCCUGUGGAGUAGGAUGGGCAUGGAUUGACCUCUGCUGGUGACAGUCCAGCGAUGUUUCUACUCAGCAGCCCCACAGCCCUGGUUUAAAUCUGCUUAUGCCUAAGGACUCCUAAAGGAAGGAGAGGCUUCCUUGGGAUUCCCUUAACCCCUGUCACUUCCCUGCUUUGUUUUUUAGAUCUGUGAGCCUUUUGUUUCUCACUUCAGUGCUAAUCAAGCUUUGCCCCAGUUUUCCUUCCUUCUCCAGAAAGACUCAGAAGGCGUUUAUAUAGUAUUUAUUUAUUUAGGACCAAAACUCAGCCAAGGGAUAGCACAUGUGGCCGUGUUGUUGGGUUGAUAUUGGGAUAACAGCAUAAAUCGGAACAUUCUUAGCUUGGUGCUUCUUGGUUGUGGCCGCCAGAAAUGACAGAAAUGUCAGGCAGCACCCAGGAUUAGGGAAGCAGACGUCUGACUGUCCUCUGACCUGGUCACACACUAGUUUAUGCAGAAUCUGGAGAGGGUCCAGAGGAAGACAGCCAGGAUGGUCGAGAGCUUUGGUCUUCUGUGGUACUUCUCCCCAUUCUCUCCUUGUAGUGCCCAGUUUAUUUUGGGGGGGGGGCACACCCUCUGUUGAACCGAUGCCGUCCCUUAUCAGUUUCAUUGUCUAUUAGGCUCCCUCCCCUUCCCUUUGCUCUCAGAGGCCAGGCCGACCAUCUUCAGCAGACAAAACAGGCUUGGUUUAGGAUAUCAGCGGGAAUUCUCCGUGGGGUGUUGGAUCUCUUCUUCAUUCACCUCCAGCAAGGGCAGCAGUGACCACACCAAAAACGUUGCCACUCCUACAGAGGACCAUCCACAAUAAGCAGCCCGCUGACAGCCACUGACCACUAAAUGACGUUUCCAGCAUGCUUUUCCUCCUUUUACCCAUAAAACUGUUUCCCUACAUUUGAUGCUUUCACUGUCUGAGUACCGAACAUCCUCUUCCACACUUUCUUUUUGAAAUCCAGAUGAAUGGUUUUAAAGCUGGCAGGCAAGGCUUCCCUUUCAAGCUCCUGGGAAUUGCUUUUGAUUUGUAGUGAACAAGCUAAGUCUCUUGAAUUUUGUGCCCACAUUUCUGCUCUGCCUCUUUUGAGCUCCUCUCGCCCCUUUCUUGGUUAAGGGUUCUGCCCCUUGCCAUCCAUCCUUUAAGACAGGUCUGUCUCUUCUCUUUCUGCGUUUUUUUAUGAUGUAACCUUUUAUUUUCGGGGCUGUCUUAGUCACAGCAAGCAUUUUAAUCCCUUUUCUGUUCAUUAUUUUCUUUUUUAGCAUAAAAGUAUUUUAUUAUUUUCCAGUUACAUGUAAAAAUAGUUUUCAACAUUUGUUCUCAUGAGGUUUUUUAGUUCCAAAU
Molecule: messenger RNA, 10153 nt
Organism: Dromiciops gliroides (monito del monte)
Lineage: Eukaryota; Metazoa; Chordata; Mammalia; Microbiotheria; Microbiotheriidae
Gene: PURG
Product: purine rich element binding protein G
Exons: 2
Coding region: 159-1184 (341 amino acids)
Biological process (GO): regulation of transcription by RNA polymerase II
Cellular component (GO): nucleus
Molecular function (GO): RNA polymerase II transcription regulatory region sequence-specific DNA binding; DNA-binding transcription factor activity, RNA polymerase II-specific; purine-rich negative regulatory element binding
Source: RefSeq, a predicted model, not a curated record